Prunus avium (sweet cherry) is the source of this 988-nucleotide messenger RNA. Its product is annotated as DUF1442 family protein (DUF1442). NCBI's taxonomy places the organism in Eukaryota, Viridiplantae, Streptophyta, Magnoliopsida, Rosales, Rosaceae. The record is from RefSeq and is a predicted model, not a curated record.
AAAGUUGAAGCUUCAUAUUGAGAUUUGAGAAACACAAAAAUAAGAAAAAAAAGAGCUAGCUAAAAACACAUAGAACACACAAAUGGCUUGCUGGUCUGCUGAGAAUGCCACAAAAGCCUACCUCAAAACCUUAAAAAUGGGCCAGAAGGCAAACGAGCCCGAUGUGGUUGAGUUCAUUUCAGCUCUAGCAGCCGGGAACAAUGCACAGCUAAUGGUUGUGGCUUGUGCUGGCGCUGCUGACUCCACCAUUCUAGCCCUUCUUGCUGCUGCUCAGCAAACAGGCGGUAGAGUGGUCUGCAUCCUUCGCGGGAACGAAGAGUUGCAUUUAUCCGAGAAAAUCCUUGGCAUCAACGUAUGUCACAUUGAGUUUGUGAUUGGGGAGGCCCAAAAUCUUCUUCUAAACUACUACAAGGAGGCUGAUUUUGUGCUCAUUGAUUGCAACCUUAAGAACCAUGAGGCCAUUCUUAGAGCAGUGCAGAUGGGGAAGAAGCAAAAUGGAGCUAUUGUUGUGGGGCAUAACGCUUUUGGCAAAGGAUCGUGGCGGUCCGGCGGAUCGAGAACUCAGUUGCUGCCUAUAGGAGGUGGAUUGUUGGUGACAAGAAUUGCAGCCCCAAAGAAUGAAAUCAGCAAAAUGGAUGGGAUCAAUGGUAGUGGAAAGAAGAGCCACUGGGUUGUCAAGGUAGAUAAGUGCACAGGUGAAGAGCAUGUGUUUAGGGUCAGAUCAUCAUUUCCACAAGGGAAGGGGAUCGCAGCAUAAGCUUAAACUUUAAUUGAAUUACUUGCUCCAAAUAUCAAUUGGUUUUGUUUUAAGAGAGAAGACUUAAUUUUCCCUUGUGUUUCUUCUCUCAGAACAAAAAUGAAGCAUUAGCAUCAGAUAGAUAUUAUUAGUUCCUUUUUGGGAAAAUGUAUAUAGCAAGUGAUGUACAUGUAACAGUUAUAUUAAGUCUAUUUACAAUUGAUGGUUUAGUUUGUUUGAAGAACAGGGCUG